AUGGAAGAAAAUCAGAGUUUAUGGAGGUAUAAAGAGAGGAUCCUGCAAUGUCUUAUUCUGGUCUAUGCUUGGGAAACAGUUUCUGCUCAGAUUCACUAUUCCAUUCCAGAGGAAAUGCAGAAAGGAUCUUUUGUGGGGAAUAUUGCAAAGGAUCUGGGAACAGAAGGGAAGCAACUUUCGGAUCAUGGACUUCGCAUUGUACCCACAAUAGGUAAGCUUCAGUAUUUUUCUUUGAAUGCCAACAAUGGUCAUUUACUGACCUCUGAAAGAAUAGACAGGGAGGCAAUCUGUGGAGAGGCAGAGAAAUGCAUCUUACCACUUCAGGUUAUGGUUGAGAGUAAAAGAAAACUGUAUGGAAUUGAAGUGGAAAUUACAGAUAUAAAUGAUAAUGCUCCUCACUUCCCUCCUGGGGAACAGGAAGUGAAAAUCAAUGAAAUAUCUCCACAGGGGUCCCGGUUUCCUCUACCUGAAGCUCAGGAUCAAGAUCUUGGCAUGAAUUCUGUGCAGAGUUACCAGCUCACAGGCAGCAGCCAUUUUUCUCUGGAUGUGAAAAAGGGAGAAAACGGUGCCAGGCGUGUGGAACUGGUGCUGGAAAAAGUUCUUGACAGGGAAGAGCAAUCAGUGUAUGACCUAACCCUCACAGCUACUGAUGGAGGCGAUCCGGUCCAGACAGGCACAACUCAAAUACAGGUCAUUGUUUUAGAUGCAAAUGACAAUGCGCCAGUCUUCAGUCAACCUCUCUAUGCAUUUACCAUUGAGGAAAAUAUAUCUAAAGGCUCCACAAUCGGUAGAGUUAGAGCUGUUGAUCGGGAUGAAGGAAUCUAUGGAGAGCUGAGAUACUCCUUCAAGAAAGCCACCAAGAAGGACUCACAAAUGUUUUUUUUUAAUGCAACAACUGGCACAAUAACAGUCAUAGGGGACGUUGAUUUUGAGAUAUCUUCUUCUUAUGAAUUUGAGGUGCAAGCUGAGGACUAUGGAGGACUGUUCGACAGGGCAAAAGUUGAGAUCACAGUUACAGAUCUGAAUGAUAAUGCACCUGAGUUAGCAGUUUCCUUUCUCACCAACUCCAUCAAUGAGAACUCACCAACUGGAACUGUUAUUGCUAUUUUAAAUGUAGAAGAUCGAGAUUCAGGAAUUAAUGGUGAGAUCUCAUGUUUAAUUUCCCAAAUCCUCCCCUUUCAGCUGAAAAAAUCCAUUGGUAACUUUUACAGUUUGGUGACAGUUGAUGCCCUUGACAGAGAGCAGAUGGAAGCCUACAACAUCACGGUCACAGCCACAGACCAUGGGACACCCUCACGUUCUACUUCCCUUAUCAUUCCACUCCAAGUUUUAGACACAAACGACAACCCUCCCCUCUUCCACCAGUCAUCCUACGUCUCCUAUCUCUUGGAGAAUAACCAAAGAGGUGCUUCUAUCUUCUCACUCAAGGCAGAUGAUCCAGACUGGGGGGAGAACUCCAACAUAAAGUAUUACAUUAUACAAGGUCAGAUAGGUGAUUUCCCCCUUUCUUCCUUCCUCUCCAUUAAUUCUGAAACUGGGAUUAUUUACGCCUUGAGCUCCUUUGAUUAUGAAGAACUCCAAGAGAUUCACUUCCAGGUCAAGGCCCAAGAUGGAGGCUCCCCACCACUCAGCUCCAACAUCACAGUGACUGUUUUCAUCUUGGAUCAGAAUGACAAUGCCCCAGAAAUCCUGUACCCAUCUGUCCCCACUGAUGGGUCCACUGGGAUAGAGCUGGCACCACGCUCCUCUGAGCCAGGCUACCUGGUCACGAAGGUGGUGGCCGUGGACGCAGACUCUGGCCAGAAUGCCUGGCUCUCCUAUCAGCUGCUGAAGGCCACAGAGCCAGGGCUCUUCACCAUAGGGCUCCACACUGGAGAGAUCCGGACGGCCCGUCCCUUUCUGGACAAGGAUGCUCUCAAGCAAAGCCUGGUGGUUUUGGUGAAGGACAGUGGGCAUCCCCCUCUCUCUGCCUCAGUCACGGUCACCGUGGUGCUGGCCAACAGCAUCCCUGAGGUACUGACUGACCUGAGCAGCAUCUCAACCCCUGCAGACCCCCAGUCAGACCUCACCUUCUACCUGGUGGUUGCUGUGGCUUUUGUCUCCUGCUUGUUUUUCACCUUCCUCCUUGUGUUGCUGGCACUCAGACUUCGCAGGUGGAAGAAUUCUCAGUUCUGUGAUUCCGGGAGCUUGAAUUUCACCGGAGUCCCAGUUUCACAGUUUGUGGGGAUUGAUGGAGUCCGAGCAUUUCUUCACUCCUAUUGCCAAGGGGUUUCUCUCACCACAGACUCUAGGAAAAGCCAGUUCAACAUUUCCAAGGCAGAUUAUUCCAGUACUCUGAAAAAUCAGUUGGCUGGUGAUAUAAAGGAUCCUGUCAACACUACUGAUGAUUUGAAUUUGAAUAGUGGGGAUCUGAUCAUAGUCCAGGUGAGCUAA
Eublepharis macularius is the source of this 2433-nucleotide messenger RNA. Its product is annotated as protocadherin gamma-A6-like. Gene Ontology annotation, molecular function: calcium ion binding. The transcript has a single exon. Bases 1 to 2433 code for a protein of 810 amino acids. Gene Ontology annotation, cellular component: plasma membrane. Gene Ontology annotation, biological process: homophilic cell-cell adhesion. Lineage: Eukaryota; Metazoa; Chordata; Lepidosauria; Squamata; Eublepharidae. The record is from RefSeq and is a predicted model, not a curated record.